GCGCAGAAAAAGGAAGCAGCAGCUUUGAUCGGGUGGAGUUUCUUGCUCACUGAUCGUCGAGUUCCUGUUCGAUCGAAGUUCCAGGUGCGCACGUACGCACUGAAGCCUUUGGGGUCCGUGACGAUGUCGAGGAGAGCCGCAGCGUUGUUGCUCGCGUGCCUCGUCGCCGUGACAGCGGCGGCGCUGGCGGACGGCGCGCUGCUCCCGUGGUUCGGCGGCGGCCGGCGCGGGCUCGACGAGGCAGCGGUGUCCGACGUGGGCCUCCUGGCGGCCGACCCGUUCCGGAUCCUGGAGCACGUCCCGUUCGGCUUCGACCGGGACGACGUGGCCAUGGUCUCCAUGGCGCGCGUGGACUGGCGCGAGACCCCCGACGCGCACGAGAUCGUGGUCGACGUGCCCGGGAUGCGCAGGGAGGACCUCAGGAUCGAGGUCGAGGACAACAGGGUGCUGCGCGUCAGCGGCGAGCGGCGGCGCGCGGAGGAGCGCAAGGGCGACCACUGGCACCGCGAGGAGCGCUCCUACGGCAGGUUCUGGCGCCGGUUCCGCCUCCCCGAGAACGCCGACCUCGACUCCGUCGCCGCCAGCCUCGACAGCGGCGUCCUCACCGUGCGAUUCAGGAAGCUGGCGCCCGAGCAGAUCAAGGGCCCGCGCGUCGUCGGGAUCGCCGGAGGAGACGGUGGCGCCGAGGCGAAGGAGAGCAUCGGAACUGGCGCCGGAGAUGGUCAUCAGACCAAGAAGGUGGAGCUCUGAACAGUGAGGUGGGAAUUGGGAUGACUCAAUGACGGAGAUGGCUCUGCGCGUGUGCGUAGUUUUACUAGUUUAUGUGUUCGCGUUUUUCUUUUUUGUGACAGCGUAUAUGCACUUGUAUGGAGUGGAAGUGUGCCAUGUUUUACUGAGGAAUAAAAACCUACAGUACUAGUGUACU
Molecule: messenger RNA, 925 nt
Organism: Zea mays
Lineage: Eukaryota; Viridiplantae; Streptophyta; Magnoliopsida; Poales; Poaceae
Product: 22.0 kDa class IV heat shock protein
Exons: 1
Coding region: 124-750 (208 amino acids)
Source: RefSeq, marked validated